GGGAGGUUUGCAACAGUGAAGCCAGUGUGUUAUUGAGUAAGAAACGGGGCCACUUCUUGGAGUAUCAUCCCUGAUCAGACCAUUUCCUCCUGAAGCAUGAACUUUUUCCCGUGGAAGGGGCUUUGUUUUCUUUUCAUGACACUUCCAGUGGCUUCUGGUUUGUAAAGGCACCGCUUUAACUCCCGGCAGCAGCUUGGACUUUGUGACAUUUUUUUUAAAGUUGGGUUCGGCAGUGGUGGACUCUCUGUGUGUUUUGUUUCAUGGGCAUCACAACAUCGUGUUGUUCCUUUGUACAGCCCUGGAUUUACCCCAGCCCCCCGAUCUGCGUCCGGAGCUGCCACCCCUCCGAAUAUUUUUGCUGACCUUUUGUGCGCGCGUGUUUCGGGCGAUGUGAUCCCAGAUUGUAUUCGCCGAAGAGAUGGUUUUGUGGUGAGAAACCGAAAAACGCUCCGUUUCCCGUCUUGGUGAUGUUCAUAAUCUGAAAAUUACCACUGACGUUUAUUUCAUUUCUUCCCACGACUCUUCAGAAAGUCACUGGAGACAUCGGUGCGCGCGUGUGAGAAAUUUAUUUUAAUUUCCGAAGCAGUGGGAGAGUAUUGAGGGGAGAGGAACAACAUCCAAGGAUGUAUCCACAAGGCAGGCAUCCCGCCCCUCAUCAACCAGGGCAGCCAUUUAAGUUUACAGUGGUGGAGACAUGUGAUCGCAUCAAGGAGGAAUUUCAGUUCUUGCAGGCGCAGUAUCACAGUCUGAAGCUGGAAUGUGAGAAACUGGCCAGCGAAAAGACAGAAAUGCAACGGCACUACGUCAUGGUAUGUACUCAAUACUAUGAAAUGUCCUAUGGCCUGAACAUUGAAAUGCACAAACAGGCAGAAAUUGUGAAGAGACUGAGCACAAUUUGUGCACAAAUUAUACCUUUCCUUUCUCAAGAGCAUCAACAACAGGUAGUGCAGGCAAUAGAGCGUGCCAAGCAAGUCACCAUGGCUGAACUGAAUGCCAUCAUUGGGAAUCCUCACUUACAGCAGCAGCAGCUCCAGCACCUGUCUCACCACGCACCCCCGAUUCCAUUAACUCCACAUCCAUCAGGACUGCAGGCUGCGGGAAUCCCUUCCAUCAGCGGUGGCUCAGGGCUCCUCACCCUUUCCAGUGCCCUCGGAGUUCAUGCCCAUCUCGCAAUGAAAGAGGAUAAGAAUCACCUGGACAUGGACCAUCACAGAGACCGAGACCGUGACCCCAGUCGGAGUAAAUCAGUCUCUCCCUCUGACAGUGUGCGAGCUGAAGACAAGCACAGAGGCUCCCUUGACUACAGUACCACUGAUGGCAAGAAGAGAAAAUGUGAUGACAAAGACUCGGUGGGACAUUAUGACAGUGAUGGCGAUAAGAGUGAUGAUAACUUGGUCGUGGAUGUUUCAAAUGAGGAUCCAUCAUCUCCACAAGGCAGCCCACCCCACUCUCCCCGUGGAAAUGGCCUGGAUAAGUUUCACCUUUUGAGGAAGGAUGCUCCGAGCAGCCCUGCAUCCCUGGCUUCUUCCCGCAGCACGCCACCCUCCAAAUCCAAAGAGGCCGGCCUGAAUGAGAAGGCUACCACUCCGGUAUCUAAAUCCAUCACCCCAACCCCCCGUAGUGACUCGUUGACCCCUGGCCCAAGUUCUGCAUCCAGACUACGACAGAUCUCAAGCAAACCCUCCGUGGAUGCACUGGGUCUGAGGAGUCCACUGACUGUACCAGGCCCCUACUCCACCCCAUUCGGGAUGAUGGCACAUGCUGGAAUAAACGGGGAGUUACCCAGCCCAGGGGCCUACGCAAGUCUCCACAUCUCGCCGCAAAUGAGCACUGCGGCAGUGUACGGCCGCUCCCCGAUGGUUGCCUUUGAGUCACAUCCUCAUAUGCGUGCUUCAGGACUUCCUCCCAGCCUGCCCACGAUCCCUGGGGGAAAACCAGCCUACUCCUUCCACGUCAGCGCUGACAGUCAGAUGCAGCCUGUCCCAUUCCCUCACGAUGCUUUGGUUGGACCAGGGAUACCCCGGCACGCUCGGCAGAUCAACAACCUGAAUCACGGUGAGGUGGUGUGUGCCGUUACCGUCAGCAACCCCAUGAGGCAUGUCUACACAGGGGGGAAAGGGUGCGUGAAGGUGUGGGACAUCAGCCAACCUGGAAGCAAGAGUCCCGUCUCUCAGCUCGACUGUCUGAACCGAGACAACUACAUUCGCUCCUGCAAACUUCUCCCUGACGGCCGUACUCUGAUAGUUGGUGGAGAGGCCAGCACACUUUCGAUCUGGGAUCUGGCUGCACCAACUCCACGAAUAAAAGCUGAAUUGACUUCAUCAGCGCCCGCUUGCUAUGCCCUUGCCAUCAGUCCUGACGCUAAAGUCUGCUUCUCAUGUUGCAGUGAUGGCAACAUUGCUGUAUGGGAUUUGCAUAAUCAAACCCUGGUCAGGCAGUUCCAGGGCCACACCGAUGGGGCCAGUUGCAUUGACAUUUCAAACGAUGGGACUAAACUGUGGACUGGUGGCCUCGACAACACAGUCAGAUGCUGGGACCUGAGAGAGGGACGUCAGCUACAGCAGCAUGACUUCACAUCCCAGAUUUUCUCCCUGGGGUACUGCCCGACUGGGGAGUGGCUGGCUGUCGGAAUGGAAAGCAGCAACGUUGAGGUUUUACACGUCAACAAGCCAGACAAAUACCAGCUUCACCUCCAUGAGAGCUGUGUACUUUCACUCAAAUUUGCCUGUUGCGGUAAAUGGUUUGUAAGUACUGGAAAGGACAACCUCCUGAAUGCAUGGAGGACUCCAUAUGGAGCCAGUAUAUUUCAGUCAAAGGAAUCGUCCUCGGUGCUGAGCUGCGACAUUUCUGUGGACGACAAGUACAUUGUCACCGGCUCGGGUGACAAGAAGGCGACAGUCUAUGAAGUGAUUUACUGAACAGCAACCCCUCAGCCAGCAAGAAAUCUAAAGGGACACCCAGCUGUUAAUGAACAUUGUAUUUAACUUGGGACAAAGUUCAGGACAACAACAGCUACUGCCAAAGCAGACUGCAUUUGUACUGUUCAAGGCUGCAAUAUACUAUAGAGCAAAACCUUCAGAUGUUUAAGCAAAAGCAAAACAGGUGGGGCGUUUGUCUUGUUUAUACAACAUAGUGAAUCGUAAUUGUGAAAAUGUACAUACUUUUGGAAACAAAAUGGUUUUGUGUUGGCCUAUUUAGCCACAAAAUGAUCAUUCAUGGAUGAAGUCCUUUCUUUUAUACUGUCUUUACCUUCAGCAAGCAGGAACUCCUGCUGAAGAAAGCCUUGUACUUAAUAUUGAUUGACCACAUCCACCACUGUAUAGGGGACAAAUGCACUGCGUAGAACUACUUUGUGAUUUAAGCAACAGUCUAUAUGUGAAGUGUUGAAUGUUAUUGUCUGAGUAGCAUCUCUAAUUCUAGCAUUGGUUUCUUUUUCAUAAAACUCAUGCCACACACUUGUACAGGACACUGCUCUAUAAGGCAUUACCAAAGGGAUAAAAGUUGCUAUUUAA
Hemiscyllium ocellatum (epaulette shark) is the source of this 3512-nucleotide messenger RNA. Its product is annotated as transducin-like enhancer protein 4. Gene Ontology annotation, cellular component: nucleus; transcription regulator complex. Lineage: Eukaryota; Metazoa; Chordata; Chondrichthyes; Orectolobiformes; Hemiscylliidae. The transcript is spliced from 20 exons. Gene Ontology annotation, biological process: regulation of DNA-templated transcription; negative regulation of canonical Wnt signaling pathway. Gene Ontology annotation, molecular function: transcription corepressor activity; protein binding. The coding region runs from base 624 to 2918 and encodes 764 amino acids. The record is from RefSeq and is a predicted model, not a curated record.